This is a messenger RNA of Dromaius novaehollandiae (emu), 3077 nucleotides long. It is a transcript of the gene WDR77, whose product is annotated as WD repeat domain 77. Gene Ontology annotation, molecular function: protein binding. Lineage: Eukaryota; Metazoa; Chordata; Aves; Casuariiformes; Dromaiidae. Gene Ontology annotation, biological process: oocyte axis specification. Bases 21 to 1391 code for a protein of 456 amino acids. Gene Ontology annotation, cellular component: methylosome. The transcript has 10 exons. The record is from RefSeq and is a predicted model, not a curated record.
GGGGCGGGGAGUCUCGCGACAUGCGCUGCCGCCGCUCUCUGGAGUGGAGGGCGAGAAGGGGCGGGGAGUCUCGUGGGCUCUCGCGAGACCAGCCGCUGCUCUGGGGAGUGGAGAGCGAGAAGAGUCUCACAAGCUCUCGCGAGAGGCGGAGCCGCUCCCUGGAGCGGGAGGGGGAGUGUCUCACAAGCUCUCGUGAGAGGCGCGGCGGGGCCCGGAGUGGGGCGGGGAGUCUCGCGGGCUCUCGCGAGAGGCGGCGGCGCGGGGCGGCCCGGGAGCACGUGGGGCGCCGCCGCCGGCCCGGGGUCUCGCGCGCCGCCAUGGAGGAGCCGCCGCCGCCCGAGCAGCCGCCGCCCCCGCCGGCGGAGGAGGAGGAGGAGGGUCCCGGGCCCGACGCCGGCGCGGGGCCCGAGUGGAACAUCCCGCCCAACGCGCCCGCCUGCAUGGAGCGCCACCUGGAGGGCGCGCACUACCGCGCAGACGGGGCGCUGCUGCUGGGCGCCUCCGCGCUCAGCGGGCGCUGCUGGGCCGGCUCCCUCUGGGUCUUCGCCGACCCCCGCCGCGCCCCCAGCGAGGGCUUCUGCACGGCCGGCGUCCAGACCGAGGCGGGCGUCGCCGACCUGCGCUGGGUGGCCGACAAGGGCAUCCUGGUGGCCUCCGACUCCGGUGCUGUGGAGCUCUGGGAGCUGGAUGAAAACGAAACCCUCAUAGUGAAUAAAUUCUGUAAAUAUGAGCACGAUGACAUUGUGACGACAGUGAGUGUUCUUGCUAACAGCACCACGGCUGUCAGCGGCAGCAGAGACUUCUGUGUGAAAGUUUGGGAUCUCCCACAACAAACUGUGCUGCACUCCUACAGAGCUCACUCCGGUUCAGUGACAUGUGUGGCUUCCUGUCCUGGUAAGGACACUAUGUUCCUGUCCUGUGCUGAGGACAGCAGAACUUUACUCUGGGACACCAGAUGCCCCAAACCAGCUACUCGAAUUGUUUGCAGUGCCUGUAGUUACCUCCCUACCUCAGUCAUGUGGCAUCCACACAAAAGUGACAUCUUUGCUUUGGGUGAUGAAAAUGGGACAGUUGCACUAGUAGACACAAAGAAGCCUGAUUCUGCCCUCAGCUCUGCUGUGCACACCCGAAGUAUCACGGGGUUUGCAUUUUCUACACACAGUUCACCCUUCCUGGCUUCAAUCAGUGAAGACUGUUCAGUAGCUGUUCUUGACUCAAACCUUUCAGAGGUGUUCAGAAACCGUUCUCAUCGAGACUUUGUAAAAGGCUUAUCGUGGUCUCCUUCAGACAAUGCCUUGCUCACUACAGUUGGAUGGGAUCAUCAGGUUUUACAUCACAACGUACCACUACCAACUGGUGAAGCUUCUGGAAUCAACUGUGUAAAAGAAUAGUUUUAUAAACUUAUUGGUCCAAAUUCCUUCCUGGUGUUACUUUGAUUCUGCUGAAGUCAAAGCUGUUUGUGAACCAGACUGGGUAUGGUCUGUUGUCUACCUUCAAGCUUGUGGUCAAAAAAGGUUCUUGUAGUACUUGUGAAUUAGACACAAGUUCAUUACAGAACAGGCUUUACCUUCUCCUCAGCAGUCUGGCUUCACCUGUGAUAAGACUUCAGUAUGUUGCACAGAAAAAUACUGACUUCAGACACAGAGGAGUCUUGGAGAGACAGGCAAUUAGGUGUAAUAAAAAUUGAUUCUUCCCUCAGUUCAAGAAGUAAUAGAAACAAAUUAUUUGGGGAGGUUAAGACAACCCUCUUGCCAUAGUUAGCUGAAUGUGAGGGCCUUACCUGCACCAAGGUUUUUGCUGUUGGGAGAUUAACAGCAUAAAUUGACCCUUCCAACUGUGCAAGACAACUUGCCUUAGCAUUGAAAAGAGUAGAAAGGCUCUACUGUCAUCCUCAAUGCAGCAUGCAGGGAGAGGGUUGGUCUCAGCUGUCUGCUAGCAUGGAUCCCCAGUAAGCACCGUGUGCUUCUGCUCCACUGAUGCGUAUUUAAGAAUACCAGCGCUCAGUGGGAGGAAUCUUGUAUGCUGUAUGCUAAGGAUCCAGAAUGCAGCCCUGUGGUUAAGCAGCUUUGUGCUUCAGUGGUACAGACACUGAAAUACUAGGAUGUGCAAUAUUCAGUGUUGGCUUGAAGCUGAGGGCAGCUCAAGGGGCUGUUCUGUAGAAUGCUGAAAGCCAAGAGAAGUUAAUAGUUGCUGUGCUGUUUGACACUGUCUCCACUCCUCUGUGCUGAAGACAUUUAUUGAAGUAUUAAAAACUUUUGAACAGGAGUUUAUAUAAGGGAAAAACUGGACUAAGGACUUCAAUUUUCAUUUGUUUGCUCCUAUAACCAGACUCUGCUUAGUGAUAUAAGGCAACUCAUUAUGCACUUGUGAUGAGUGGCAUUUUGUGCUGAAGAUGGGGGGACCCCGUACAUUCCCCUAAUCCCCAAAACUGACUGCACAACACCUUAGAGGUGUUUUUUUGUAAUAUACCACUUUAACUUCUCUCAAACUAAACUGUUUCCCUGGAACAUGGUAUACAGUUGCUCUGCAUGCAUUGCCACUGCUCUAGGUCUGGCUUGGUCAGAGUUAACAUGCCCUAGACCAAUAAAAGUUGGUCCCGACUAGUGAAACAAAGAAAAUGCUAUUAAAGUGAAUGUUACCUCUGUUUAUUUAGCAUGCUAGCACCACUAAAGGAAAUGUAAGCCACUUCCAGUGUGCUCAUCUCUGAAAACCUGUAUUUUGAAAGAUACAAAUUAUGCAGCACCCACAAUUAAUUUUUAGGCAGAUUAAGCUUUUCCAGUUUGUGGUGUUCUCGUAGUCUUCUCAAACCUAGUUUGCUCCUCUGAAUUCCAGUAUCAUUCAGUUGUUCACUGAACAAAGUUCCUGAUCUAGAGCAGUGUAUUAUAAGGGCAAGGUAAAUGGUUAUGAAAACUGACAGAUUUCCUCAAACUACCCUUCCACAAAACAAAAAUUGUUACCUGUUACGGACCUCUGAUAGCAUACUGAAAACUGAAACAGGUCUUGUGCUGUUUGUGAAACAGAUGGAUGGAUGUCUGAAAAAUGGCAGUUUUUAAAUAAAUCAUAGUUUUCAUUUGUAA